UGCGUCUGGCGGGGUGACUGACUGGUAGGAGCUGCGGGCCAGCCUGUUGCGCACUUGGCGGCUCACGCAGACACGGCGCACUACAUCUGCGUGGAUGGAUGGACGGCGCGAGUAAAUGGACUUCCCUUAGAGACUUGUUCCUAUUUCAUGACCGGAUCCUUCACCGGGUUGGCUUUCCCUCCGAUAUAAUAAGGACUGAUUACGUCUCCUGUGAGCGGACACAGCCUUUACGCAUCCCGUGAGCACGGACUAGAGGGAAUCUCGAGGCCGCGAAACAAACAGCUGGGUUCACUCAUCUGUUGGUCGCUGCAGAGCCGCAAAGACCUCACCGCCGGCAGCACACUGAGCCAUCCAGGAAUUUCGUUAGUCAGCCGGCCGCUCACUGAGCUGUGACGCGCAGCUGUGGAGAAAGUUGGAAGAAGAUUAUCAUCAGCUGCAACCAACAGAGGCACCGCAGCCAGAAUAACAAGGAUAUUUUACAGCUGGCAUGUUUUUAGUGAUGCUGGAUACUGCAAUGAAGACCUGAGGCCCGGCGACCCAUGUAUGUCCUGCUGAAAACACACACCGAAGAGUUGCAGACACCAGUGCUGUAGGAGCGUGUGUGUGUUUACACCCUGUGCUGAGUUUAAAGCACUGUGGAGUUGAAGACCGUAGACUUCAGCCCAAGAGUAUGGUCCAGCUGUCCAUCUCUGUCUGCCUGCUGGUAGGCCUUUUGGGCCUGUUUCUGCUCGCGCCCGUUCAGAUGGCCCAGACGCCAGCCAGCAUGUGCACGCCCUUGAAGACGCUCAACGACAGCCUCAGUCACAGGCGACGGUACAUGAGGCACAACUUCCCCAUCAAGUACACCAUCAGGGUUCAUCACAACGAAGUCUUUAAACUGUCAAACAUCAGCAGACUGAGGUUACAGGUGGAGGGGUUGGAUGAGCUGGUUCUCCAGAGGCUGUGGUUUCAGGUCAACCAAGGCGUGUUAAAAAAGAUCAUUCGGGUUAUGUCUGAGAGACAUCCUUCACGUGCGUACACGGCUGAGUUGGAGAGACGCUUCAAGGAUGCAGAGGGAGUCUUCGUACAGUCGCAUCCCGCUGAGGUGUUCCAGCAGGAGCUCCCGGAGAUGAUCCAGGACACUUGGGAUAAUUUAACAGAAGAACCUGACAGAGUGCCAGAGUCCAGAUGGCGAUAUGUUUCCCCGAAGUCUCUUCUGGACAAUUUCUGCCACACCAUGCACUGCCUCUUCAGCGAGUGCUUCGCCAGCACAGAAGCGCAGCAGGACUACUGUAGAGUUUCUUAUUGGAGGAAAGGCAGGAAGAAAGACUUACAGCCCGAAAGCUGAGAAGAGGAAAGUGGAGUCAAGUCAACCCAGUUGAUACUGAGAAGGGAUCAGUAUCAUGAUGGGGCAACAGGACAAUUUGUAGGUACAUAAACAGUAUUCAUGGCGAUUUUCGGUGCAUCUGGACUUUUCUGCUAAGAUGAAAUAAAGCAAAUUUGGAUUUAUAGCUCCAACUCCUCAGAAUUUCAAAUCCUCUUUCAGUCAGGAUGCCAGAAUAUUUGUCUCUUGAUGGCAUGACAGCUCGUUGUUUUAAUACUUUUGGAAAAGAUGAGUAUAUGAGAUAAAUCUUUUCUAAUUCGGAUUCUAAGACAGACUGUUUGGUGCAAGCUACUUAUUCCUCAUCAGCGAGGCAUUUACAUAACCUGGAGUGGAACAUCACUGUGGCAUUGACAAGCCCGCGCUGUGCUCCAGUGGACCUGCAGAAACCAACAAGUUGCAGUAAGAGAGACUAUUCAUUGGAUUGAGAACUUCAGCUGACUUUGUACCAUAGCCAGACCUCUCAUCCGUCAAUGCUUCUUUCAAACAUCAACCAGCAAGAGCAAGAGCAAUGUACACAAACUGAACUUCAACCUAACGGCGAACUGAUAACUACUGGUCUCUCUUCCCACUUCUGUUGUUGUAUGCAUCUCUUACCCGCAGCCUGCAUUUACAUUUUAUUUUAAGAGCUGUACAGUCCCACAUUGCUUAUUCAAAAGCUGCCAAACAAGUUUUUUCAUUUUUGCCACCCCAUGUAUUCAUUCUAUGUGUUCAUCAAACACAAAGAACGGGAUUUUAAUUUACAUACAAUCAUGUGCCUCCGUCCAAGCUGUACAUUUUAAUAUCUACUUUUUCGACCGAACUUCUUCCAUCAGGCAACUAUUCAGUGACUAUAAAAAUUUUGAAUUUGAAGUAACAUUACAGUGAGCGUUCCAGGUGGCCUCCUUCACUGUAAAUGUAUUUAGAAGAAGCGCACUGGUGCCCCACUGCAGACAGCAGGUGCCCUCUUUAUUUUCUUCACCCCUGCCCCUCAUACAUCCCAAGUCUGCCACUGGGUCAAUGGCUAUAGUUAGUACGAACAAACAAAAUUGGCAUCCCUGGCUGGUUUGGGGGUAUUUUCAGUCCCUCCUUUAAGAAUUUCAGCUAAGAAAAUGUGAGAAAAUCCUGGCAAAGACAGCUAAACAAAACUAUGGGGUGUUUUUUUUGGUUUAGUUUUACUUUGACAACAACAAAUUCCAAGAUUUUACUUCAGAGCAAAUCAGUACAUCUUGUCAUGUUUUUCUGUCUGAUAUUGCCCCUCAGUUUCUUUCUGUUUUACUGCUUGAUUGAAAGUGACUGAAAAAUAAUUUGAUAGGCACCAUGGUUGUGAGGCUGAAUGUAUAUACACAUAUGCACACAUCAUAUGCAAUUCAUUAAUCGGGCCUGCAGGCCUAAAUCAGGUUCUAGUUCUAGAUAUAUUGACACGGACCCAACCUAAACCCUAACUGAGAAUCUUCAGUUACUAACUGGCUUAUCGUCUUAAAGGUGCAGCAUGUAAGAAUUGGCCACCUUAAAUUCAUACUCCACUCAAAUAGGGACAGCAUAUCACCGAAGUAACUGCUAACUGCUGCUAACUGUUUUCUUUUUGUGCAUCCAUGACUGUAGCUUGUUAGCUCAGUUAGCCAUGCAGCUAGCCGGACAACCAGUGGAGUGUUGUUUUUUACACAUCUUGCACAUGAGCUUUGGACCAGCGGGAGAAAGAGGUUUUCAGGCCUGUGGCUAGCUGGUUAACAUGCUAACUGUCUUCUUCACAAUAUAUAGAUGUUCACAUAAUGUCAAAACUGUUAUUUCUUCACAUUCUCUUGAUGAUUCUGGUUCAUUUUUGAGUGUUUUUAACUAAAAUUCUUAUAUAUUGUACCUUUUAAAGCAUAAUUUAAACAGAUUACCCACAGCUGCUGGUUAAUACCAGCUACUAGUCACUUCACAAAAACACUCCCUUCCAAAUAAAUUAUAAUGAUGAAAAACAUUUAAAAUGCUUCGGACAUACAGAGGCCUAUAUUUACUAUAGCCCUUCUGAAAAUCUUUUGAAUGACUGACUUGAGUGACACUUAGCUUUUUAUUUUGAUUUUUGAUUGAUUUGUCAUUUAGCAAUUUAACAUUGGUAGCUAUGGGUUUAUAAUAAAAAAUACCCUUCCUUUUAACAGGCUUGUUCCAUCAGAUUCACUUUCUUAGUGGAUGUCUAAGUGUCCAUUUACACAGAGAGAGGUCUCAACUGACAGGAUGUAAAGCCUGUCUUUAAGGUUGGGUAAGACUCUAGGUUAGGUUAAUUGGAUUGGAAAAGGGGAAUUAUAAUGUAUUCCAUGUAGUAAUUCCUUGAUUCUUUCAUUUUGGCCAUUAUUAGUUAAAGUGUAUUGUAAAUAGUUUUGAUGGAUACAUUUUCUAUUUAAUAUUUACCAAAGUUUUUUUUUAUUUUCUUUUACUGGAAAAAUUUAAUUCAUACUCAAUAGGAAAUGAGCCCAAGUGAAGUGGCCAUUUAUUCCCUCUUUAGAAUAUUUUCAAGUACAUGUAGGCAAUUGUAAUUGCUAUAAAUAAUGAAUUAUAAAUGUUGAAUAUGCAUAUACAGGAUGUACUUCCCGGGGUCCCGUGGAAUUUCUGUGUUGUUUCGGAAGCCAGUUGUUAGUUUAUGUCAGAGGACCCCAUUUCUAAACUAACUUUAGCUAAUGUUGCCGUCUGUUAGCAAUACGGAGAGAGGCACCGAGAUGAGGUACCAAGAACAUGCAUAAGUUCACGACCUUUGGACUUGGAAAAUCCGACCCAAUCUGAGAAACAAAUACAUCAAAUGCAACUUAAACAAAUCGUCCACAGGCUCGUGUAGGCAACCGAGAGUGAGGAGAAGAUCCCAUUUUAUCAACUUCUGUAAAGUCUGCUCACAUAAGGUCAAUAAAAAUUAUGGGAUUGAUGUGUGUAAAAUUCCCAUAAAUUGUUACAUCCAGCCCCUUUAAGAUAAACCCAACAGGUAUGCUGCAAAUGUGUUGAGUUGGCAUAGAAAUGUACAAUCUCUGAUAUUUUGUACUUAAUCUUCCAAAUGUCCCAGAAGCUAAAAGAUGAAGGUGGCUGUUGUUAUGCAUACAUGAUGCAACCAAGCCAAACCCCAGAGGAUUAAAUCACAACUAACAGAGCAAGUUAAGUGAAAUGAAUUGACCCUAAGGUCUCUGUUAGCUUCAGCCAACCACUCAUAUAGUGACAUGAGUGGGGUCGUUUACCCUGCCCAUAGUCAUGUGCUCAAUAUUAUUAGCACAGUACUUCAUGCAUUGUAUGUUUUUCUUAGAGCCAUGUUUUUAAAUUUGAGUUGUAGUGGUGGCAACAUGAUGCACCUGGUUGACUGCCUGCAAAUCAUGACUUGCUGUUUUAGUCAGUACCUGAUGUAACAUUUCCUUAAUUGUAUUCACUUUUUGGCUAUUCUAAACCUGUAUCUCAGCUGCCAAUUCUACUGGAGUUAGAAAAGCACACUUUUUAAUCCUGUGGUAGUAGAAGAAAGGCUUAUUUUGAGGUGCCAUAAUUAUCUCCAGGGUCAAUCAAAGAUUUACCCUGUCGACAACCAUGGCCACCAUCCCACUGCAGGAGUGUAAGAAAUUGGCCACACUUACAUAUUGAUCAUUUUGGUUCAUUUUUGAAUGUUUUGAACUCAGAUUCUUACAUAUUGACCCUUUAAAACCAUAAUUUGAAACACAUUACGUUAAGACAAGUUUGUUUUAGUUCAUGUACACACUCCUAACUUCUCCCAACUAAGCCUGUGUCACUCCUGAGGAGGUAGAAUGAUGCUGUUCAAUGAUUAUGUUAUAUACACAGCAAUGGGUUGAGCCUAAGUCUAAAAAGAGCCCAUUGACAGCUUCCACAUGUAAAGGACUACCCGAGGUUCUCAGAUGCAACUUUAUGAUGAUGUAACAGUUGAAUGAUAAUUAUUGGUGUAUUGUUAUGAAUGCAGUAAUUCUAUUUGUAUUGUACUUUAUGAAUCAUAUGUAACUGUAUGGUUGUCCAUGUGUAACCAUAAGAGCAUUUUAAAGUAUAUUCAAAGAUCCCUCAUUGUGAAUACAAAGUGAUAUUUCCCACAGCUGACUGGCAACAACAGAGAUGAUAACUGCAAAUACAUGAACGGUUGCUGUCUGUGGUCUUUAGAAGCAGAUUUCUUUUUGUACACAAGAUAUUGAAUGUAUUUAUUUUUUGGAAAUGUAUAAUGCUACGUGACAAUACUUUUAUUAAAGAAAUAAAAAAACAAAUCGCUAUUUUUAUCAACUAA
Messenger RNA from Acanthopagrus latus (yellowfin seabream), 5576 nucleotides. RefSeq names its product interleukin 34 (gene il34). The transcript has 9 exons. The record is from RefSeq and is a predicted model, not a curated record. Gene Ontology annotation, biological process: positive regulation of macrophage differentiation; positive regulation of monocyte differentiation; positive regulation of protein phosphorylation. Gene Ontology annotation, molecular function: macrophage colony-stimulating factor receptor binding; cytokine activity. Lineage: Eukaryota; Metazoa; Chordata; Actinopteri; Spariformes; Sparidae. Bases 671 to 1327 code for a protein of 218 amino acids.